AUGGCUGCUGCUGCUGCUGCUGCCACAACACACCAACACCGCCAUCAGCUCCAAACUCACCCGCCAUCCCCCCAGGCAACACGGCGCAGACACAAGAAGAAACCAGACCCAUUCGAGCAACUCGCAACAACCCCGAUCCCCUCUCCCCCCUCCUCUCCGGCCUCCGCGCUGCACGACAGCAACGAGCCUCUUCUAGCACGGAUUAUCCUAACCCCCAUCUUCUUCACUUCCUUCCUCCUAUCGCUCUUCCUGGUAAACUAUCGCAAUCGCGCCCGCCGCACCCACGCUCAUGCAUCAUCAUCAUCCUCAUCCUCAUCGUCGACUUCUUACCCUUAUUCUUCUUCUGCCUCGUCACUUCUAGCCUACCUGGUCCCGUCACGAUGGCUCCAUCCCGAACCUUAUCAAGACCCGGAUGAUUCGACCUGGGGCCGCAGGGACACGGCGCUACACGUCGAGCCGCAUGAUGCUAUUUCGCCGAAACAACAAGAUGCGCAGGCCGGGUUUGUGAGGAUGGGUACAAAGAAGAAUCAGAAGAAUAACAACAACAACAACAAGAAGACGUCGUGGCAUUUGCAUAAGAAGAUUUGCAAAGUGGCCAAAAUGGAGAUUGGCGAUGCGCUCGAGAUGCGGGGCCGCAUGAUUGCGGCCAUGGCUGCUUUCGCCCUUGUGGCUGGGGUCGCUGGCUGGAUGGGUCUAAGGUGGUGCUUUGUAUCCUUGUCGCACGCCUGGUCUGCGGCGCAGGGACAACACCAUGGCAUUGCGACGACGACAUAA
Messenger RNA from Bipolaris oryzae ATCC 44560, 774 nucleotides. RefSeq lists its product as uncharacterized. The transcript is spliced from 2 exons. Bases 1 to 774 code for a protein of 257 amino acids. NCBI's taxonomy places the organism in Eukaryota, Fungi, Ascomycota, Dothideomycetes, Pleosporales, Pleosporaceae. The record is from RefSeq and is a predicted model, not a curated record.